This is a messenger RNA of Athalia rosae (coleseed sawfly), 2162 nucleotides long. RefSeq names its product ufm1-specific protease 2 (gene Ufsp2). The record is from RefSeq and is a predicted model, not a curated record. The coding region runs from base 176 to 1927 and encodes 583 amino acids. Lineage: Eukaryota; Metazoa; Arthropoda; Insecta; Hymenoptera; Athaliidae. The transcript has 10 exons.
CCUUCGUGUCACAGUGACAUGAAAUAACCCAACUCCGAGUUCGCCGUAUGUCCGUAUGCACCGACGAUUUGCUACGAAUGUAAUUAUAGUAUUACGUAUUUAUAUACACGAAUUCAUCAUUUGGAAAUUAGCAAAACUUGAGGUAACAGGCAAUUGAUCACCCUACAUCAAAAAAAUGGCACCACAGCUGAAGAUAUCAUCAAAUGUAAUCGAGAGACUAAACAAGGUGAGCUCAGCUUGUACCGGUCGACUGUAUGGUGUGGUCUAUGAAAAUACUCUUAUGGUUCUGACAUUUACCCUGGAUUCUGACAGCAGUGAGAAUGACACUGAUCCAAGUCAUGUUAAUUUGCAAUUGAAUAUGCCUGCAGAAAUUGACCUCUGUGGUGUGCUUGCAAUUGGAUGUAGUGAUGAAGCAAUGCUCUAUACUUUUAAGGAUAUUGAUGUGACGGACAACCCACUCCUUCUCAAGUGUGGAACCUGUGGCUUGAACUUGGAGUCAUACUUUUACAUUCACCAGAAAUUGGAACAGGCUGGAAAUUUCCAAGUCCUUACUGAGCUAGAGAUUUGGCAGCAAUUUGCAUACAUUCGACUUGAAGCUAGUUUUCCUAUUGUCACGGGAAAAGAAGGACUCAUAGAAGCCCUCCAACAAGCUAGAAAAAAUAUUGCAUCUGGCAAAGUAGGAUUCUAUUUACCAAGGAAGAAUAUUUACCUGUUGGGUGGAGAAAUUGAUCCUAAGGAGUCCUCGGUAGAACUUCUACAAUCUCCAAGUUGUACCAUGUACGAGGGUCUCAACACUAAUAAAAGCAUGAUCAAGCGUAUCCCUGACAUAGUGGAUGCCAUACCUGCAGAUAUGUUUAUGAUUUCGACAACAGAUAAAUUAUCAGAAGGAAGUGUCAAAUGUGCUCCUGUAUUGCAGCACAUAAAGCAGUCAUUUGAAUGCCUUGACUUCAACCUGAAGAUAGAUGCGCUUUCUUUAGUAAGUCUUGAUAUAGGAAUGGCUCAACUCUAUGCAGUCUUAGUGGAAUCUGUCUGUCGCAAUUUAAAAUUGAUUGAACAAUCUCUAUACAAACAACUCGUAGAAAACGGAGUUGCAAUUAAACUACCGGAACCAAUACAUUUCAAGCCACGAGGUUGUGGCCAUCUCUUUACAAUAACUUAUCCAGCUGCAAGUACCAAUGCUGAAAUGUUACAUUAUCGCACAAGCUUGCACGCGGCUCUUGCUUUAGAGACAACCAGACCCUAUUUUCGAAAAGAAAACGCUCUCAAGUUUCGGAAUGACAUAGUUGCCAAUAAGACACUCCUCAACCCUCAUGAAGCACUUCAGAACUCCGGAGUUCCAGGAGGCAAGUUAAGCCUAGUUGACGGACUUUAUGCUUAUCAUCACUACAUGCAAGAUGAAUUUGACGAUAAUGGUUGGGGCUGUGCUUACCGGUCUCUCCAAACGAUAGUCUCUUGGUACAGAUUGCAGGGUUAUACUGAUAAACCAGUGCCAAGCCACAGAGAUAUACAAAAAUGCUUAGUUGAUAUUGGUGACAAGCAGUCUACUUUUAUUGGAAGUAAGCAGUGGAUAGGCUCAACUGAAGUAGGAUUCGUACUUGAGAGCCUAUUAGGUGUCUCUGUCAAAGUUUUGUGUGCUUCAAGUGGUCAGGAAAUGCCAGCUCUGGCCUCUUCUCUGGCAUACCAUUUCCAAACACAGGGGACUCCUGUUAUGAUCGGCGGUGGCGUGUUGGCUCAUACAAUCUUAGGAGUAGAUUAUAACGAAAGCUCGGGAGAUGUUAAAUUCUUAAUUCUGGACCCCCAUUAUACAGGAGUAGAAAAUUUGACAACAAUUAUCAACAAAGGCUGGUGCGGUUGGAAGAGUCCAGAGUUUUGGAAGAAAGAUGCGUUUUACAAUAUGUGUUUACCACUACGACCGCAUUGCAUAUAAUACUUGGAUAAAUAAUAUAAAAGAUAUAUUUUUUUAUGGACGUAUAGUCAUCGAGAUAAUAGGAUUACAUUGAAUGAUUAUUUUGAGAUUGCGAAUUUUAUUUAUGUUGAAUGGUUUCAGAGUUGGGUUAGCUGACUAGAUGUCAACCUCUUGAAUUGAAUCAUUUUAGCUAUAUUUAAUGUCUUGGCAUAACAAUUCAGAGGUGGAAAAAGAUAAAACCAAUCUACAGCUAUUA